AUGGCUUCUUCAACCGAGAAAAUGCUCAUCUUACCGGGCUCUCAAGCUUUGUCGAACUUCAGGGUCUCGAACUUGAUUUCCGACAUCAACAGCUCCGUGAACUCCUCCAUAGUCACCGACGUGAAGUCGUGCCACGUGCACUAUGUCCACACACAAGGCGGGUUGGACGAGCAGACAAUUGAAAAGCUCAAGGUUCUUUUGAAGUACGAUAACGAGCUCGAUUUAUCGGACGAGAAGAACAAGUUGCUCAACGAGCUUGUUCAGAUAGACGGCGACCACUCCGACUCGGCAGCCAAGGUUGAACAGCUGCUAGACUCUGAUACCUACUUGAUCAGAAUCUUGCCAAGAUCGGGAACCAUCUCUCCGUGGUCUUCCAAGGCUACCAACAUCACGGAGGUCUGUGGCUUGGGCGACAAAGUCGAGCGGGUUGAAAGAGGCAUGGCAAUUCUACUCAAGGUGAGACCAGGCUUCCCGAUCAUUGAGUUGUUCAAAAAGGACCAGUUUGCGUGCUUUGCUUCUGUCUAUGACAGAAUGACGCAGGCACUCUACAUCAACGAAUCAGUUCCAAAAUACAAUGAUCUCUUUGAAGACAACAAGCCUAAGCCUUUGGUUCACGUCGACAUUAUCGAUUCCAAGGACAACCUCAUCAAGGCAAACAAGGACCUUGGUUUGGCCUUGGAUGAGGGAGAAAUCUCCUACUUGGUGGACGCAUUCAAAAACAUUCUUCACAGGAACCCAACGGAUGUCGAAUUGUUCAUGUUUGCGCAGGUCAACUCCGAGCAUUGCAGACACAAGAUAUUCAACGCCGACUGGAACAUUGAUAACGUUCAGAAGGAUAUGUCUCUGUUUCAGAUGAUCAGAAACACCCACAAGUUGAACCCACAAUACACCAUCUCUGCCUACAGUGACAACGCUGCAGUGUAUGAAGGUUCUCCUGCUUACUUCUACGGACCUAACAUCGAAAAGAAGAACACCUGGAGUUCGACAAAGGAAUUCGUUCAUACUCUCAUCAAGGUCGAAACACAUAACCACCCAACUGCGGUGUCUCCUUUCCCGGGUGCAGCAACUGGUUCUGGUGGUGAAAUCAGAGAUGAAGGUGCAGUUGGUAGAGGUUCGAAGUCCAAAUGUGGUUUGUCUGGUUUCAGUGUCUCGGACUUACAUAUUCCUGACCUGAAGCAACCGUGGGAAUUAGCAAUCGGCAAACCAAACCAUAUCGCGUCCCCUCUAGAUAUUAUGAUUGAAGCACCAUUAGGCUCUGCUGCUUUCAACAAUGAAUUCGGCAGACCUUGUAUUACAGGUUACUUCAGAACUUUGACGACUACCGUCAAGAACUUAGAAGGUAAGGACGAAGUCAGAGGUUUCCACAAGCCAAUCAUGAUUGCAGGUGGUAUGGGUGCAAUUAGACCACAAUUGGCGCUAAAGUCGGAUUUCAAGAUCACUCCAGGAUCGGCUAUCAUUGUGCUAGGUGGCCAAUCAAUGUUGAUUGGUUUGGGUGGUGGUGCUGCUUCUUCUGUUGCAUCUGGUGAAGGUUCUGCUGAUUUGGAUUUUGCCUCAGUUCAAAGAGGUAACCCUGAGAUCCAAAGAAGAGCGCAACAAGUCAUCGAUGCCUGUAACAGUUUGAGCGUCGACUCUCCUAUUCAAUGCAUCCACGAUGUCGGUGCAGGUGGUUUGUCCAAUGCAUUGCCUGAAUUAGUGCAUGACAAUGGUUUGGGUGCAAAGUUCGAAUUGAGAGAUAUUUUGUCCUUAGAGCCAGGAAUGUCACCAAUGGAAUUGUGGUGUAAUGAAUCCCAAGAAAGAUACGUCCUGGGUGUUGCACAGAACAACCUCGAACUCUUUAAACAAAUCUGUGAGAGAGAAAGAUGCCCAUUCGCAGUUGUCGGUACAGCCACCAGUGAACAGAAGUUGAUUUUGACCGACAAAUUGCUUGGCACAACUCCAAUUGAUUUAGAAAUGUCACUAUUGUUUGGUAAACCACCAAAAAUGUCAAGAACAGAUUUCACAAAGAAGCUAGAUCUUGCUCCCGUGGAUUUAGCCGGUGUUGCUUUGACCGAUGCAUUGUCUAGAGUUUUACAGCUACCUUCCGUGGGUUCAAAAUCUUUCCUUAUCACUAUUGCUGAUAGAACCGUUACUGGUUUGAUCGAUAGGGAUCAGUUUGUUGGAGCAUGGCAAGUACCUGUUGCCGACGUUGGUGUUACUUGCACUUCUUUAGGUGAAGAGCUAAUUAAGACGGGUGAAGCUUUGGCUAUGGGUGAAAAGCCAACUAUUGCCAUCAUCGAUGCAGCCUCAUCUGCCAAAAUGUGUAUUGCAGAGUCUUUAUUGAACAUUGCUGCUGCAGAUAUUAAAACUUUAGAUAUGGUUAAAUUAUCUGCUAACUGGAUGUCAUCGGCAUCAACCCCAGGUGAAGGUAGUGCAUUAUAUCAAGCAGUGCAAGCCAUUUCUAUGGACUUAUGUCCUGCCUUAGGGGUUGCAAUUCCAGUCGGUAAAGACUCUAUGUCCAUGAAGAUGACUUGGGAUAAUAACACCGUUAUGGCUCCUCUUUCGUUGAUCAUUACCGCCUUUUGUGGUGUUACUGAUACUUCCAAGACUUGGACUCCUCAAUUGCAAAGCAUCAAAGAUGAAACUGUUUUGGUGAAGGUUGACCUUGCAUCAGGAGUGCCGAAAUCUUUGGGUGGAUCUGCAAUCGCACAAGUUUACAGCCAAGUUGGUGACACUUGUCCAACUGUCCAUGAUUCUAAGGCCCUCAAGGGAUUUUUGACUGCUACAAUUGAAUUACAUAACAAAUUUGAUGUUUUGUCUUACCACGAUAUUUCCGACGGCGGUCUCAUUGUGACCUUGUUGGAGAUGGCAUUUGCCGGUAGAUCUGGGUUGAACAUAGAAUUAAACGGCAAGCAAGAUGCUUUGACCGAGCUUUUCAAUGAAGAACUAGGUGCCGUUUUCCAAAUCAGAAAGUCUGAGUAUGAACAAUUUGUGAAGAUCUUUGAAUCACACGGCGUUGGCCGUAACAACAUCUCAGUUGUUGGUCAACCUGUAUUCGAUUGUGACCAAUUGAUCAACGUUAGUUUCAACGGGGAGACUGUUUUGAAUGAGACAAGAUCCAAAUUACAAGAGCAAUGGAGCUUAACUUCAUACCACUUACAAAGGCUCAGAGAUAAUCCACAGAGUGCUGACCAAGAGUAUGCACUCAUUGCUGACAACAAUGACCCUGGUUUGACAUAUGCGCUAACUUUUGAGCCAAGUAACGACUUGGGCCUAAAGUCUUUGAGCAGUAGACCAAAGGUUGCAAUUCUAAGAGAGCAAGGUGUCAACGGCCAACAAGAAAUGGCAUGGAGUUUCCAACAAGCUGGAUUCGAGAGUGUUGAUGUCCAUAUGACCGACAUCAUCUCAGGCAGAGUUUCUUUAGAUGACUUUGUUGGAUUGGCAGCAUGUGGUGGGUUCUCGUACGGUGAUGUCUUAGGAGCAGGUAACGGUUGGGCCAAAUCCGUUUUGUACAACGAAAGAGCCAGAAACGAGUUUUCCAAAUUCUUCAACGAGAGAAGCGACACAUUUGCCUUUGGUGCAUGUAACGGUUGUCAGUUCUUGUCCAAGAUCAAGUCCUUGAUCAAGGGUACCGAAGACUGGCCAAGUUUCGAGAGAAACAAGUCCGAGCAGUACGAGGCCAGAGUCUGCACAUUGGAAAUUUCCCAAGAUCUGAACGCAAACCCAUGCAUAUUCUUUGACGGCAUGGCUGGUUCUAAGAUACCGAUUGCCGUUGCGCACGGUGAAGGUCGGGCACAAUGGGAAAGCGACGAGCAGAUGAACAAGUUUGUCAAGAACGGCUUGGUUGGUGCUAGAUAUGUCGACAACUACGGUGUUCCAACGGAGAAGUACCCAUUGAACCCUAACGGUUCGCCAAACGGUAUCACUGCUGUCAGAAGUGAGAACGGUAGAGUGCUUGCUAUGAUGCCUCAUCCAGAGAGAGUGUGCAGACUGGAAGCCAAUUCCUACUAUCCUGCUGAGGAGAGCAAGGAAUGGGGUAAAUACGGUCCUUGGAUCAGGUUGUUUAGAAACGCCAGAAAGUGGGUUGCUUCCAACGAAGGAAAAUGA
Pichia membranifaciens NRRL Y-2026 is the source of this 4083-nucleotide messenger RNA. RefSeq lists its product as hypothetical. The transcript has a single exon. Lineage: Eukaryota; Fungi; Ascomycota; Pichiomycetes; Pichiales; Pichiaceae. Gene Ontology annotation, biological process: 'de novo' IMP biosynthetic process. Gene Ontology annotation, molecular function: phosphoribosylformylglycinamidine synthase activity. The record is from RefSeq and is a predicted model, not a curated record. The coding region runs from base 1 to 4083 and encodes 1360 amino acids.